Messenger RNA from Mollisia scopiformis, 1362 nucleotides. RefSeq lists its product as uncharacterized. The transcript has 4 exons. The record is from RefSeq and is a predicted model, not a curated record. Lineage: Eukaryota; Fungi; Ascomycota; Leotiomycetes; Helotiales; Mollisiaceae. The coding region runs from base 1 to 1362 and encodes 453 amino acids.
AUGUCGGCCGACAAGGGGAAAGGUCCUGAAAUAGAUUUACAAGACCCCAGAGCUCACUCCAGGUCACGCUCUCGAGUAUCUUCCCCUGAGCAAUCGUACUUCUCGUCUAGCGAACCAGCGAAUGAGAUUGUUAAAAGUGCUCUGGAAAGCUCCGUCGAUCCACCAGAAUCACUCACUUUGGGCUUAGCACCAAGCAGCCCGAUGACUGUGCUAGGCGCUGGCCGCAUUGAUCCUUUUGCCGAUUACCCCAUCAAGAUGAACGAGGGUGAGCUGUGGCUGAUAGACCAAGUAAAUACAAGCCAAGAUCCUACCUUUAGAACGCUACGGGAGCGGUGGCUUCCCGUCGCUGUCAAAGAUGCCGCAAACUUCCAUCAAUUUCUCGCAAAUGUGUCGCUGAACGUCUCUCGUGUCCGAGGAGAGGACCUUGAAAAUGCGGUCUCUGUUGGUCACCAUUCUCUCGCCAUUCAAUCCAUCAAUCAGAAGCUUUCCGACCCUAAUCUGAGGACUAACGAUGACAUGGUUGUGGGUAUCCUAUCAUUUGUUUGCUACAGUACGGUUAAAGAAGACUUCCAUAGUGUUUCAAUCCAUCUCGAUGGCCUCAAGAACGUUAUUCGACUUCGUGGAGGUUUCGAGACUAUCGAAAACAAUCCAGUGUUGGCAAUGUUGGUCUAUGGGGUUGACAUGACAAGAAGCUUACGACAAGACACAAAGCCUCUAUUUCCUCUGCCCAAACGAAUGCUAAGCGCACAGAACGACCAAUCCGCAGACGACUUCGUAUUCUUUCCUCAAGCACCAACCUCAUCGCCAUGGAAACAUAUCUUCCCACCGGAUCAUCCUACGGUCUCCGCGUUCGAUGACUUACAUCACGCAGUCGAGAUAGCCAGAUUGAAAACCGCGAGAAAGCAGCAAUGGCGCGUCGUCAAUUUCGUCAUCUUUCGCAUAUACCCAAUCGUUCACAGGUUACACAGCAUGGACGUGGAUCCUAACAACCGAUGGAGCAUAAUCCAAGAAGCUUCGCGACUUGGGAUCUCGUUGUUUCUGGGUGAAAUGCGACGACAAUGCGGUGCUCUCGGUGUAUCUACGAAAUUAUACGUUAUCAAACUCAAAGUGUUCAUGGAAGGAUUGGGUAGCACAAUCGAUUGGACAUCUUCGAAUUUGCUCCUACUGUGGAUCAUGUUCUUUGGGCUGUUGGAAAGUUGGAAGCUGCCAGAACAGGAUUGGUAUGUCGAAUCCAUUUACGCUAUUAUGGCUAGGACUACACUUCGAUCUUGGGAUGAUGUUGUGGACGGAGCCAAGUCAUUCUUAUGGAUCGAUGAGAUUUUCGACGAGCGGAUCGAGAUAUUUCGACAUAUCGUGUCUUGA